This is a messenger RNA of Pistacia vera, 1350 nucleotides long. RefSeq lists its product as uncharacterized. NCBI's taxonomy places the organism in Eukaryota, Viridiplantae, Streptophyta, Magnoliopsida, Sapindales, Anacardiaceae. The record is from RefSeq and is a predicted model, not a curated record. The transcript is spliced from 2 exons. The coding region runs from base 351 to 962 and encodes 203 amino acids.
GGAAAAAUAAUUUUUUUGGGGGAAAGUAACUGGAAUCUUAACCCUGAGGGGAUGUUAUAUGUCCCUUCAUUACUUUUUCGAUUUAUGCAUAAGAAUAUUGAAACAAUAGCUUUCUGCAGGUUAAGUUUCCCUUCUUGGAGGUGUUGGAACUGGUUGAAAUUAAUAUUAAAAAAAUUUGGCACGAUCUACUUCCAUCAAAUAGGUCUCCUUCCAUUCAAAUCUUGACACAUUUGAUAUUACAGGGAUGUGGUAAAUUAGAAUAUAUAUUUUCAUCUUCUAUAUUUAGAAGUUUUGUGAAUCUCCAACACCUUGAGAUAUGCCAUUGUUCUGUUUUGGAAGAGGUAAUAAUUAUGGAAGAGGCAAGAAAAGACGAAAGGAAUGAAAUAAUCUUCCCUCGUUUAGAAUGCCUGGUGAUAAAAGAUCUUGUAAAACUUUCAAGAUUUUGCUCAGGAAAUUACAUCAAAUUUCCAUCCUUGAAAAAGUUGGAGAUAGAGGAAUGCCCUCAAUUCAAGGCAUUUGUCUUGACAAGCAUGAAAACAAACUCAGAGGAGACUCGACCUUUCUUCAUGGAAAAGGUUGCAUUGCCAAACGUAGAGGAAAUGGUAAUUUCUGGCAUGGAUAAUUUGAAGAUGAUAUGGAACAACCAACUCUUGGAGCAUUCUUUUCAAAAACUAAAUUUAAUGGAAAUCAAUAACUGUGAUAAGUUAUUGUCUAUUUUUCCUUCCAAUAUGUUUGAAACGUUCUGGCAGUUAGAAUCACUAACUGUUACUGCUUGUGGUUCAUUAGUAGAGAUAUCUGAUCUGCAGAGGCUAAAUUUUCAAGAAAGACAUUCUAAAGCUCAGUUAAAAGAACUGUAUAUCCAUGGUCUACCAAAAGUGACACAGGUAUUGAAAAAGGAUCCCCAAGUAAUGCUUUCCUUUCCCAAGCUAAAAAAAGUGAGAAUUUCUGAUGUCAGAAUCUAGAUAAUCUAUUUCCAGCCUGCAUUGCUAGGAACCUUUCGGAACUUGAAGAGCUUGAGAUGGUUAAUUGUGGAGUGGAGGAGAUUGUUUUUAAGGAAGAACGAGCAAAAGGAACUGUUAAGUUUGUCUUUCCACGAGUAACCUUCCUCAAACUCUGUAUGCUUCAACGACUUAGAUAUUUCUAUCCUGGAAUACAUACUUCAGAAUGGAUGGAGUUAAAAAAGUUGGAGGUGUAUGAUUGUGACAAUGUGAAGAUAUUCACUUUAAAAUUUCUUAGCCUCCAGGAAACUUAUGAGUACCAACUUAAUGUGCCAACAGAACAGGCCCUCUUCAUGGUUGAAAAGGUAUGAGACCUAUCUGUUUUUGUCCUUUAAAACUGUAUAUAGAUAUA